AUGGCUGCUUCAUUACAGGCUGUCGAUACACGGCCUGGUUGGGCUUCUGGACUUUUCAAAGUUCCCCUGCCCCUACGACAUCUUAUAUCGACCCGCAAAUUCCUCGCCCAGAGUAUCAACGCCUUCUUCCAAAGUGCGGCGUACUAUACUCCGAUAUUUUACAUCGCAGCCUUCUCCAAAACGCUUGGCUACAACGAGACAGACGGAGCCAACUUUACAGCUCUUAGCAAUGCGUGUAAUGCUAUUGGAAAGGUCGGGGUCGGAUUCAUUGCCGACAGAAUCGGGCGUCUAGACAAAUUCUUUCUGACGACGCUUCUUAGUUGUACGUCUACCGCUGGCCUCUGGGUUUCUAGUACUGUUCUGGGGCCGUCAGAUGUAGAGGCCGGCAGGGCACUCUUCAUCGCCUUUACUGUCAUGUAUAGUUUAUUCGCCAGUGCGCACAUUGGGCUUUUCUCGCCCGCGUUAGUAGAGCUGUUUGGUAUCUCCAAAAUGCCUCAUAUCACUGGCAUUAUGUACAUGUUCCAGGGCGCAGCUGGGCUGAUGGGAACGCCACUGGCGGGUCUCCUGGUGACGGAAGACACGGACCCAGGUUCCUAUUUAUACAUGGCCGUUCUUGUGGGAUCGUUCAUGUUCAUCUCGACAAUAGCUGUGCAAUGGGCAAGGAUAGAAUUGAUGGUUGAGCGCGCAGGUGGAAAAUGGCAAUGGACAUGGGGUCUAUGA
Messenger RNA from Fusarium subglutinans, 720 nucleotides. Its product is annotated as monocarboxylate transporter. NCBI's taxonomy places the organism in Eukaryota, Fungi, Ascomycota, Sordariomycetes, Hypocreales, Nectriaceae. The transcript has a single exon. The coding region runs from base 1 to 720 and encodes 239 amino acids. Gene Ontology annotation, cellular component: fungal-type vacuole membrane. The record is from RefSeq and is a predicted model, not a curated record.